UACUCUCUUCUUCUUCUUCCCUCCACUACGGAGACAGUGUUUAUUACGCUUUAAGAUUUGUUUUUCUUCCUAGAGGAUCUCUAGUAUGUCAGCUCUUGGCAGCGUAUUUCUCGGAGACGUGCAACGUCACCGAAUCCUCUCAACAUCUACCCCGCCCUCGUCGCCUCCCCCAAGUAUUUCUCCUUCAGCCAUAACGCACUUUCCAGAUGUUGUCAAUUCCACCUCAAGUAAACGCGAACAACAUGCACCUUCACCAGUAUCAGCUGCCUUAGCUCUUGAUUUGCGCGUCAAAUGGUUAGAAACUCUGCUCUUCGGAGCUAAACAGGAUGGCAAGCCUCGUGCACUGGAUGGUCAUCAUGCUUCUCUACUUCGAGGCAUCGAAGACCUGCAACGUCGUGUUAAUAGCAUUGUGCAAGGGAAUGAAGGUCUUCGGAGAUUCAUGGACCAUUAUGAACAACAUGCGCAUCUUUUAACCCCUUCUUUCGCACUAUCCGGCACAAUACCAACCUCUCCGCCUCCUUACGAGAACAUGUCUCCUUCUGAAGUUGAGGCCUUCCUAGCCGAGAUGGAACAAGACAUCCGAGCUGCAGAUCGAGACCUUCGUGAGAUUGAGAUUCUCGAGAAGAAGAAUGUGACCGCUGCAGGAAAACUCCCCGAAUACGAGACCCUGAAACCGCGAUUGGAGAAUUUAUUGAAAGCUCAUGAAGAGGACCAACAGACGGCGGCAGAUUUGGAGAGACGUGUGGCUGUUCUCAUGGAUCGCUAUGCAAUUCAUGUGGACACGCUAUCGGAACUCUUCGUCGCCUGGGACGAUACCAUUGAAGAAGCAGAAUCACAGGUCGGAAAGCUUGAACGUGAUCACGACGAACGGCAACGGUUAGGUUAUGACUGAUCAUGCCAGACCGUCUAUCACAGGACUGCAUCUACGGUAUACGAGUAUACCCCGCAACACUACUGAGACGCAUACACAUGCCGUCCCAGCAAUACAAUCAUUACCAACAGUGCAAUUGUGGCAAUGUACGCCAUUCUUGUUGCUAUCUUGCGGAUUCUUUGCAUUGCACAUUAGGCAGCGCCUCCAGUCAACCAGAAAUGUGCUCCGGCGUUUGACUGUCUGUAUACAGGCGAUACUCUAUUUUUCGUGGUCUUUUUUUGCAGCACUCGUUCAAUUGCAGCCCUGACGCAUACGAUGAACCACGGCGAGAUCGACAUUUGUACAUUUUUCCGCCCCAUUUCAAUAGACUGCCUCUCGAUGAUCACCGUGUACGAAGGACAUAAUAAGGAGCUCACAAAGUUUUGUAUAUGCC
Molecule: messenger RNA, 1304 nt
Organism: Somion occarium
Lineage: Eukaryota; Fungi; Basidiomycota; Agaricomycetes; Polyporales; Cerrenaceae
Source: the annotation of a GenBank genome assembly